Messenger RNA from Striga hermonthica, 708 nucleotides. Lineage: Eukaryota; Viridiplantae; Streptophyta; Magnoliopsida; Lamiales; Orobanchaceae. The record is from the annotation of a GenBank genome assembly.
AUGAGCUCUAUUCGAGUAGUACUCGGAUUGGUAGCUAGCUUGGAUCUGGAGCUUGAACAACUAGAUGUGAAGACUGCAUUUCUUCAUGGAGACCUAGAUGAAGAAAUCUACAUGGAGCAACCAAAAGGAUUUGAGAAGACUGGAAAGGAGCACAUGGUUUGCAGAUUGAAGAAGAGUUUGUAUGGACUGAAACAAGCUCCAAGACAAUGGUACAAGAAAUUUGACUCCUUCAUGGAGAGUCAUGGAUAUACCAAGACUGAUGCAGAUCAUUGUGUGCUUGUUAAGAAAUUUCCAGGUGAUAAGAUCAUUAUCCUUUUGUUAUAUGUAGAUGAUAUGUUGAUAGUGGGACAUGAUAUGAAGUUGAUUGGUGAUAUGAAAAAGGAUUUAGCAAAAUCCUUUGAAAUGAAGGAUCUGGGCCCUGCGAAACAAAUUUUGGGCAUGCAGAUCAUGCGAGACCGAAAAUCCAAGAAUUUAUGGUUAUCGCAAGAACGUCAGAGCGCAUUGAAUUUAAGUAAGAAUGCGAUGUACCACUCUCGCACGAAGCACAUUGAUGUCAGAUAUCAUUGGUUACGUCAAGCAGUGGAAGAACAACAAUUCAAGUUGGAAAAGAUUCACACUGAAGAAAAUCCUGCUGACAUGAUGACGAAAGUUGUAACAGGAGGAAAGCUCCAGCUUUGUGCCGAGUUGAUCGGCAUGGAAUGCAUGUGA